Molecule: messenger RNA, 621 nt
Organism: Marmota monax (woodchuck)
Lineage: Eukaryota; Metazoa; Chordata; Mammalia; Rodentia; Sciuridae
Product: phospholipase A and acyltransferase 2
Exons: 3
Coding region: 181-606 (141 amino acids)
Biological process (GO): N-acylphosphatidylethanolamine metabolic process
Cellular component (GO): cytoplasm
Molecular function (GO): A2-type glycerophospholipase activity; glycerophospholipid phospholipase A1 activity
Source: RefSeq, a predicted model, not a curated record
UCUAAUCAUCUCCUGGAAGUGUGCCCUGCACUGGUUGGAAGAUAAAAAUUUAAUGUGAACUUUGACCUUUGUUUUCACCUAACUGAAGGCUUGGGUAGGUGGAGUUACAGGAAGACAAAAAGCUAAAUAAAAGAAGUCUGGACAUCCAGCCAGCAGCACACAGCAUUUCUGGACAGAAGCAUGUCUUUGGAGAGAACAAGAGCAAAACCUGGAGACCUUAUUGAAAUUUUUCGCUUCGGCUAUCAGCACUGGGCAGUCUAUGUGGGAAAGGGCUAUGUGGUGCAUCUGAGCUCACCAAGUGAAGUGUCAGGACCUAGCAUGAGCUUCUUCAGUUCCGUCCUGGGUAACAGAGCCAUAGUGAAGAAGGAGCUGCUGUCGGUGGUGGCAGGAGUAGACACAUACUGGGUCAAUAACAAGAAUGAUGACAAGUAUGAGCCACUGCCACCCAACGAAAUUGUCCAUCAGGCAGAGAAAAUGGUGGGGAAAUACAUGCUCUUUUCAUUGAUCAUCAACAACUGUGAGCACUUUGCGAACAAGCUGCACUAUGGAGUUUCCCGCAGUGACCAGGUGUGCCCUCAGCCUGUGUCCCCUUCUCACAGCUCAUAGGGGCUGGGAACCUGC